This is a messenger RNA of Ruditapes philippinarum (Manila clam), 2732 nucleotides long. Its product is annotated as forkhead box C1-A-like. The transcript has a single exon. Gene Ontology annotation, biological process: cell differentiation; anatomical structure morphogenesis; regulation of transcription by RNA polymerase II. The record is from RefSeq and is a predicted model, not a curated record. Bases 368 to 1954 code for a protein of 528 amino acids. Gene Ontology annotation, molecular function: DNA-binding transcription factor activity, RNA polymerase II-specific; RNA polymerase II cis-regulatory region sequence-specific DNA binding. NCBI's taxonomy places the organism in Eukaryota, Metazoa, Mollusca, Bivalvia, Venerida, Veneridae.
ACCUCCGGCACUUUGGUUUAUUUUCCAACUGUUUACUCCAUUUAAUUUAUUCUAUUGACACCUUUCGCGAAGUUUGACAAUUAAUUUGUACGCUCUUCAACGCUUUAUUCUCCAAUAUCUUUUCGUUGAAGUAUCCGCUUUUCGCUGAUUUUAUCAGUUGCCAAUACACUAUUGGCUGAUCGUGCGGUAGGCGGAGUCUACGCCGAUAGGAAUUUCCAUCAGAGUGAAUUUGACGAAAAACUGCUUGUCUAAAAUUCUGGUUGCGUAUAAUUCGUAUAUAAACACAUUUUAGUCAGAUAACAAACUUUUGAAGAGAAUAAAAAUAAAAUGUUCUAGCUGUGUUAAGUGUAAAGUUCAAACCAAGCCAAUGAUCGGAAAAAGUGAAAAGGAUAGUUUUGUGGGUAAUUUUCUGGACAUGCAACAUAGCGGACUUACUCAUCGGUACCCUGGCAUGUCGCCGGGAAUGUCCGGUAUAACAAACUCAUCAUCUUUAAGCAUGAUGCCAUCGCUAUUCGGAGAUAAUAAUUAUUACCGGCAUGCAGGCUACGGAAGUAUGACCGUCGGCGGUAUGGGGAUGUACGCCGGAACUGCCGCUGACCAGUACUCAAUGACCAGGCACACGCCGUAUUCACCGUAUGGACCACCUCACCACAGCACCAAGGACAUGGUCAAACCUCCGUACAGUUACAUAGCUCUGAUUGCAAUGGCUGUACAAAGCCAGCCGGAUAAGAAAGUCACGUUAAACGGAAUUUAUCAAUUCAUCAUGGACCGGUUUCCGUUUUACAGGGAAAAUAAACAAGGCUGGCAGAAUAGCAUACGCCAUAAUUUAUCUUUAAAUGAAUGUUUUAUCAAAGUUCCUAGAGAUGAUAAAAAGCCAGGAAAAGGCUCGUACUGGACACUGCAUCCAGACAGUUACAACAUGUUCGACAACGGGAGCUAUUUGCGUCGACGCCGGCGAUUCAAACGACCAAAUGCGGACAAAGAAGAAGCCGAAGAUGGCGGCGAAACAAGAAAAAAUAAUGAUUCUGAUGCAGAAGAUGAUGGAAAUACUGUUAAAACACCAAGCAAAAAUGAAACAAAAAUUCAUGCUGCUGCUAAAAAGGAUAAUCAAACAAAGUCGGAAAAUGAUUUUAAAACAUCUUACGGGAAUAAGCAAUAUUUACUUGAUAAAAUAUCGUCGGCUAAGAUAGAACAAGGAGAGACUUCUAAAUCGGAUUGUCUAUCAAGGAUUCAGUCUAGUCCAAAUGCAUUACCCUUGCCGACGGAACCGAACGGCAGUGAGAUGCCGGCAUCUUCAUUUUCUGUGGAAAAUCUGAUGACAAACCAUCUAACAGAUAUAACCCCGACGAACUCAUUUUUAAGUGGACGUAGUGCUACACAUUUACUGUCACCCCCAAUGUUACAAUGUUACACGCGCCCGACGGAUAUGUAUAGAAGUUCUUGUGUUUCUACAGCCGCCAGUAAUUAUGGUUACGCCAACAAUUUGAGUGCUCAGACAUUAUUCCAAUCUCCGAGCGGAAUUUGUAGCCCAACUGGACGAUCUCCCACCACAGGGAACACGUUAUCUCCAAAUGAAGAAAAUUCCGGCGGUAGUGCCGGAAAUUCUCCCCAUGCAACGCCGGUGCCGGCACAUGGAAAUAGUCAUUCAAAUCUACCUCAAGGAAAUGGACUUAUUUCAUCAAUGUUCAGUGGCUCCCAAAGUGGACAGGCAUAUUCCCGUGGAAAUUCGUGGUACAUGCCUCCUUCAACAGACUUUAAUCAUCAUGGCUCGGAUUUUGCCGCGGCGUCUUCGCCCUUUGCUAAUAUGAGAGACAUGUUUGAAUCCCAGCGGAUUCUCGGGAAUCAAAGCCAGAGUUCAUCAACAGCGGCAGCGGCAUCCAGCUGCCAGCUUGCCGCUUUCAGAACAACUUUUAAAAACGCCGCACAGUAUCCAUGUGAUUAUACAAAGUUUUGAUGUGUACAUUUCUUAAAAAAAAAAGAAUUCUACAUGGAAUAUAUUAUCCUUAAAUAUUUUGAAGUAACUACACAUUUUAGAAACGUGGAGAGAAAGAAUUAUAACUAAGUAUUAAAUAUAUAUUACAAGAAUUAUUUAUGUAUAAAUUGUGCGCUCGCGUGUGUGAACUUUGAGUAUGAUAAUUAAAUGUAGUGAAACAUUUUAAUUGGUUUUUGUUUACAAUUAUCAAUUCUUUUUCUUCUUGGAAUAUUUGUGGUCGGGCAUUGUUAAAUGGGUGGUAUUAUAAAAAUAAUUUAUCAGUUCAUUUAAGGCAGAUUAGAACUGCAUGUUUGUAGAGAUAAUUUAUACAUGAUAGUGCUGUAAGAUUUUAAUUUUAUUUUAUUUCCAAGAAUAUUUCAUCGCGAUAUUUGUGCCGAACAUUCUUGUUGCAUGUGUUUUAUGUAAUUGAAAGUGUAAAAAGAAAAACCUGUUUUAUUAGAUAUUUAAGAAUUUUUACCUUAUUUCUUUGAAUAUUCUUUCUUUACGUGUAUAGAGAUGUAUUUGAAAGCUUUUCGUGUCUGCAAUGCAUUUUUAUUCCAACUAUAUAAAGAUAAAUUGAACAAAAAAAUAAUAUUAUUUUUAACCUGAACUUUGUUAAUGGCUUAAUGCAAGUUAUUUACAUGUAUAUUUACUAUGAAUGUUUAAAAUACAAGUAAUAGAAAGUAACUUUAAACCUUAUAAAUGUUACAGAAUGCAGUACCAAAGUAUAUUACGUUCUACAAUAAAUAUGACUUAAAUC